This is a messenger RNA of Penicillium expansum, 3345 nucleotides long. RefSeq lists its product as uncharacterized. NCBI's taxonomy places the organism in Eukaryota, Fungi, Ascomycota, Eurotiomycetes, Eurotiales, Aspergillaceae. Gene Ontology annotation, cellular component: catalytic step 2 spliceosome. The record is from RefSeq and is a predicted model, not a curated record. The transcript has 3 exons. Gene Ontology annotation, biological process: regulatory ncRNA-mediated post-transcriptional gene silencing; negative regulation of RNA catabolic process. Bases 1 to 3345 code for a protein of 1114 amino acids.
AUGGACUCACCUGGGUCUCAGGGUGUCCCACAAUUCUCCAGCUUCCGACCUCCCCCUACCUCUCCUCCGGCCGCCGCUACCGGCUCGGAACAUGAACAUCGUCGGCGCCGCCAGCGCGCAGACCGGAAAGAGUCUCCGCGCUCUCGUCGCCAUGAAAGACGCUCGGUUGGUGAUCGCGAAAAGGCGAAAGGCAAAGAAAGUAAGGAACGCCUGAGUGGGAAAGGGAUUCUCGAUGUAAACGCUGCAAAUGAUGAAUCAAACGCUGCAAACGAUGAAUCAAACAAAGGAUUUGUCGUCGACAGCCGCGGCGAUCACGACAAUACACGCUAUGGCGUGGAUCGCUACGAGGUCCCUGCAUACCAUCGUAAUGGUAAUGGCUUUGUACUCGGGCUCCCCAAACAGCGCAUUGAUUACCAAACACGAUAUGACCAAGGUCCCCUUCUCCUUCUUCGCCCCGACUCAGGCUCCUCUGCAGCCACUGCAGCCAAGCCUCUCUCAGCCGCAACCCUGUCUGCUUUGUCCAUGAAUCUUCCCAUUCGUCUCCGGUCUGAACUUGAGGCUAAACUUGCUGUUGAGACCCAACAUUCACAAAAUUUCAUCUCAACAACAGUCCCAUCUCAAGCUGGCGUUGCGGCAACUGCCAACUUAGAUGACGAACCACCGUCUUAUCGAUCUAUCCUGGAAGUCCCGGCUAAGUCUGAAGAAAAGACCGAUGAGGCGCUUGAUGCAAACACCUUCACUCGACUUGCUCUCGAAGCUGAGAUCUUGAAUCGCAAUGCCAAAUUGAACAGCGCAGUGGUACAACAACCUAAUGAUAUUCAAGCGUGGAUCCGUCUUGCUGAGCAUCAGGAACUUACUAUCACUGGCGCUAGAUCUGGUGACCAGACCUCCUACCACGACAAUAUACAAAUUGUGGCAAGAGCCAAGCUGUAUGUGUAUGAGAGAGCGAUCAAGGCUAACGCACAAAAUCCUGAACGCGAUCACCUCUUGCUGGGCCGUAUGGAAGAGGGUGCGAAAAUUUGGGAUUCCACAAAACUCGCAUUGGAAUGGGACGAAGUCCUUCGCCACCACUCUGAGUUCAUCACUCUAUGGAUUGAGUAUCUUGACUACUGUCAGACCGACAGUCAGGAUUUUAACUUUGACGGUUGCUUCAAGACUUAUGCCUACUGCUUGAAGAUCCAUUCACGUGUUGGCUUCGGACCGCAGAAAACUUUCAUCAGAUCAUACUUGCUGCUUCGUUUGACCCUAUUUCUUCGGGAAUCGGGGCACGUAGAGCUAGCUGUCGGCCUCUGGCAAGCAGUGCUCGAAUUUACAUGCUUCCGGCCAGCCCAUUUAACGGGGAAGAAAGAAGAGGCCCUGGUAGAAUUCAAAAAAUUCUGGGCACCUGGGCACAUCCGGAUCGGGGAGCCCGGUUGGAAACCCUGGAACAGUGGACAAAUUCAUCGCGCCCCUGUCAACGAACGUUUAUACAAUUCUGAGGCGGAUAUCCGAGACUUAUUCCCAACCUGGGCAUCCGCAGAAAGAGAGCGGAUGUUUAAAAAUCGCAUGCCGUCACAUGCCUUUGAAUCCAAAGAGAGCGACGCCUUCCGAAUCGUCCUUCUUGAAGAUUGCACGCAGAUACUGCCAUACUUCUGGGACUUGGAGAAAAGUCUUGGUUCCCUGGUUGAUGGCUUCUUGUAUUUCUGCCAUUUGCCUCACUUGACAUUGCCUGCGAAUAUGCACACCAGCCGACUGUGGACUGGUGAUAAAUUCUUGCGAAACGAAUACAUGGAUGAUCCUCGAAACACAAUCGCGGACUGGAUCACUUUUCAGAAAUAUGCCGCAACCACAACCCUUGAACCUUUCGCAUUCCCUCACCAUACCUUCGUUCACAACACCGAUACUCUCUUUGCCGAUCCAAAGAUGUGGUUCUCGGCUCUGACGAAGUGGGCUGCAACCACCUCCCAUUCUUCUUGUGUCAUCGAUCCUAACUUUGUUCUCCUGACUCUCCAAUCCCUUGCCGAUGUCUUCAGAGACAGCCAAUUGGCCGAAUACGCUAUUGCAGUAACUUUCGCUUGUGACAACGCUUGUGGCAAGAAAUACGGAAAGCGACUCUUGAAGGAGCGUUCAUCCAACCUAAGACUUUACAAUGCCGUUGCGCUCAUGUAUUGGAGGACUGGCGACCUUGACGUUGCUCACAAUGUGUGGUCCACCGCUUUGUCUAUGAGCCAGAAUUUCGACGCUUCCGAGCUCACUGACUCUGCACUCCUAUGGAACUCAUGGAUCUGGGAAAUGCUUCACGCUGGGCAAAAGAAUCGAGCAUCAUACUUGUUGCAGGCUAUGCCGUACAACCGAGCUCACUUGCUGUCAUAUGACACAGCUGACGAGAUUGAAAUCAACGAAACCAAUUUUCUCAGGUGCUUGUUUGCCGCUCAGAAGAAUGCCUUGAGGUUCAAGAAAAUGCAAGCAUACGCAGCGUACGCUGACUGCUAUGCCAUUGCCCUUUAUCUCAAGGGCGAGCAACUCGAAGAGGUCCUCGAGGUCUACAAUAACGCUGUCACUUCCCUUAGAGUCCUGCCCAGGACCGAUGAUGAUUUCAGGGUGUUCGGCGGAGAAUUGCUGCACCAAUCCCGAGCCCGAAUCCUGUACCACUACGUGGAGAAGCAAAGUGGCCAAUUCAGACCUGCCGAUGUUCGCGCACUGCUCCUGGAUAGCCUAGAAUGGUGGCCUCACAACACCAUGUUCUUGUCUCUGUUCAAAUGGAACGAGUCUCGGCUGCACAUGAGCGACCGAACCCGCGAUAUCUUGGAAGUGACCAUCGGGGCGAAGGCCAGGGCCGCCCGGGAUCUGCAAGGGCCUGCCCCCAUCUACCGUGUGCCCGUCACAACUCACCUUUUCAGCAUCUACGCUGAGAUGGGCCGCCCUCUCAUGCUCGGCUCGACCCCCCACUCAAUUCGGGCGACCUUCGAGCGGGCGAUCGGUGACGAUGGCAUCGUCCCGGUCGGGCGGACCCCGGUCCGGAAGAGUCCCUUCGAGCUGGCAAGCUCGACCUCCGCGCAGAGUAGCCUCACUAUCUGGAGGCUGUACAUCCUCUACGAACUGUACGCGGAGUACAACGUCGGCCGCGCCCGCGAGAUCUACUUCCGGGCCCUGCGCUCCUGCCCCUGGUCGAAGGAGCUAUACCUGCUCGCCUUUGAGCACCUGCGGGCGGACUUGACCAACCGCCUGCCCCCUUGCCGCCUCAACCGGCUGGGGGAGGUCAACCCUUCGGGGUUCGACCCUGCAGAGCUUCAGGCUCUGUAUUCAGAGAUGCUGCGCCGUGGACUCCGGGUCCACUACCACGUGGAGGGCUUCUGGGCCAGGUAG